Vidua chalybeata is the source of this 6532-nucleotide messenger RNA. It is a transcript of the gene KIF21B, whose product is annotated as kinesin family member 21B. Lineage: Eukaryota; Metazoa; Chordata; Aves; Passeriformes; Viduidae. The transcript is spliced from 35 exons. The record is from RefSeq and is a predicted model, not a curated record. Gene Ontology annotation, molecular function: microtubule motor activity; microtubule binding; ATP binding. The coding region runs from base 196 to 4875 and encodes 1559 amino acids. Gene Ontology annotation, biological process: microtubule-based movement; mitotic spindle organization.
GCGGCCCCGGACAGCUGCGUGAAGGUGGCCGUGAGGAUCCGUCCCCAGCUGCCCAAAGAGAAGAUAGAGGGAUGUCACAUCUGUACCUCGGUGACACCUGGCGAGCCCCAGGUGCUGCUGGGCAAGGACAAGGCCUUCACCUAUGACUUUGUCUUUGACCUGGACACGUGGCAGGAGCGGAUCUACACGACGUGCAUGGGCAAGCUCAUCGAGGGCUGCUUCGAGGGCUACAAUGCCACUGUGCUGGCCUACGGGCAGACUGGAGCAGGGAAGACCUACACCAUGGGCACUGGCUUCGACAUGAGCACCUCGGAGGAGGAGCAGGGCAUCAUCCCACGGGCCAUCAGCCACCUCUUCAGCGGCAUCGAGGAGCGCAGGCGAGCGGCCCAGAGCCAGGGCGUGGCAGCGCCCGAGUUCAAAGUCAGCGCCCAGUUCCUGGAGCUCUACAACGAGGAGAUCCUGGACCUGUUCGACAGCACCCGCGACCCCGACGCACGCCACCGCAAAUCCAACAUCAAAAUCCACGAGGAUGCCAGUGGGAGCAUCUACACCACGGGGGUCACAUCACGCCUCAUCAGCUCACAGGAUGAGCUGAUCCAGUGCCUAAAACAAGGAGCUCUAUCCCGCACCACGGCCAGCACCCAGAUGAACGUGCAGAGCUCCCGAUCCCAUGCCAUCUUCACUAUUCACCUGUGCCAGACGAGAGUGUGUGCCCGCCCAGAGCUGGUGAAUGAGGAGGUGAGCAGCCUUCUGGAUGGAUCCCAACCCGCUGCUGAGUACGAGACCUUGACAGCCAAGUUUCACUUUGUGGACCUGGCUGGCUCGGAGAGGCUGAAGCGCACGGGUGCCACUGGCGAGAGAGCGAAGGAGGGCAUCUCCAUCAACUGUGGGCUGCUGGCCUUGGGGAAUGUCAUCAGUGCCCUUGGAGACCAGAGCAAGAAGGUCGUGCAUGUGCCCUACCGCGACUCCAAGCUCACCCGCCUGCUGCAGGACUCCCUCGGGGGCAACAGCCAAACCAUCAUGAUUGCCUGUGUGAGCCCCUCUGACCGGGAUUUCAUGGAGACCCUGAACACGCUCAAGUACGCCAACCGGGCUCGCAACAUCAAGAACAAGGUGGUGGUGAACCAGGACAAGACGAGCCAGCAGAUCAGCGCCCUGCGGGCCGAGAUCGCCCGGCUGCAGAUGGAGCUGAUGGAGUACAAGGCAGGCAAGCGGGUGAUCGGGGAGGAUGGCGCAGAGGGCUACAGCGACCUGUUCCGGGAGAACGCCAUGCUGCAGAAGGAGAACAGUGCCCUGCGCAUGCGGGUGAAGGCCAUGCAGGAGGCCAUCGACGCCAUCAACAGCAGGGUCACCUACCUCAUGAGCCAGGAGGCCAACCUGAUGCUGGCCAAAGCAGGUGAUGGUAACGAAGCCAUCGGCACCCUCAUCCAGAACUACAUCCGGGAGAUUGAGGAGCUGAGGACCAAGCUCCUGGAGAGCGAGUCCAUGAACGAGUCCCUGCGGCGCAGCCUCUCGCGGGUCUCUGCCCGGCCCCCCUACGCCGUGGGCUCCUCGCCGGGCGCUGGCCUGGCCGGGCUGUGCAGCCCCGCGGCUCCCCUGGACACAGAGGCCUCCGACGUCCUCCGGCGGGCCAAGCAGGACCUGGAGCGCCUGAAGAAGAAAGAGCGGCGGCAGCAGAGGAAGAGCCCAGAGAAGGAGGCGUUUAAGAAGCGGCAGAAACUGCAGCAGGACAAUGGGGAGGAGACAGAUGAGAACGAGGUGGAAGAGGAGGAGGAAGAACAGGAUGAGAGCGGCUGUGAGGAAGAGGAUGGGCGCGAGGAUGAAGAUGAGGACUCGGGCAGUGAAGAGAGCCUGGUGGACUCGGACUCGGAUGCAGAGGAGAAGGCCGUGAAUUUCCAGGCUGACCUGGCGGAUCUGACCUGUGAGAUUGAGAUCAAGCAGAAGCUGAUUGAUGAGCUAGAGAACAGCCAGCGGCGUUUGCAGACCCUCAAGCACCAGUAUGAGGAGAAGCUGAUCCUACUGCAGAACAAGAUUCGGGACACGCAGCUGGAGCGGGACCGGGUCCUGCAAAACCUCAGCACCAUGGAGUGCUACACAGAGGAGAAAGCCAACAAGAUCAAGGCAGACUAUGAGAAGCGGCUGAAGGAGAUGAACCGGGACCUGCAGAAGCUGCAGGCAGCCCAGAAGGAGCACGCUCGCCUGCUCAAGAACCAGUCCCGCUACGAGCGGGAGCUGCGCAAGCUGCAGGCAGAAGUGGCCGAGAUGAAGAAGGCAAAGGUGGCGCUGAUGAAGCAGAUGCGGGAGGAGCAGCAGCGGCGGCGGCUGGCGGAGACCAAGAGGAACCGGGAGAUCGCGCAGCUCAAGAAGGAGCAGCGCCGGCAGGAGUUCCAGAUCAGGGCUCUGGAAUCUCAGAAGCGACAGCAGGAAAUAGUGCUGCGGAGGAAAACCCAGGAGGUGUCAGCACUGCGCCGUCUGGCCAAGCCCAUGUCAGACCGGGUGGCAGGCAGGAUGAGCCAGAAGCCGGCCAUGAUGGACUCGGGCGCGGAGGUCUCGGCCAGCACCACCUCCUCCGAGCCCGAGUCUGGUGCUCGCUCCGUCUCCAGCAUUGUGCGCCAGUGGAACAGGAAAAUCAACAACUUUCUGGGAGACCCCUCGUCCUCCAUUAAUGGGGCUCGGCCUGCCAGGAAGAAGUUCCCCAAGAAGGGGACGAGCCAGACCUUCAGCAAAGCUGCCCGCCUCAAGUGGCAGUCCCUGGAGCGGCGCAUCUUUGACAUUGUCAUGCAGAGAAUGACCAUCGUCAACCUAGAGGCAGACAUGGAGAGGCUCAUCAAGAAACGUGAGGAGCUAUCACUGCUGCAGGAGGCGUUGCUGGGCAAGCGGGCAAAGCUGCAGGCAGAGAGCCCCAAGGAGCAGAAGGGUCUGCAAGAGCUGAACGAGGAGAUUGAGGUGCUGGGGGCCAACAUUGACUAUAUCAACGACAGCAUUUCAGACUGCCAGGCCACCAUCAUGCAGAUUGAGGAGACCAAGGAGGAGCUGGACUCCACGGACACCUCGGUGGUGAUCAGCUCCUGCUCCCUGGCCGAAGCCCGGCUGCUGCUGGACAACUUCCUGAAAGCCUCCAUCGACAAGGGGCUGCAGGUGGCCCAGAAGGAGGCCCAGAUCCGGCUGCUGGAGGGGCGCCUGCGGCAGUCGGACGUGGCCAAUUCCUCGCAGAACCAUGCCCUGCUGGACGCCCUGAGGGAGAAGGCUGAGUCCCACCCUGAGCUGCAGGCACUGAUCCACAACGUCCAGCAAGAGAAUGGCUACACCAGCACGGACGAGGAAGUUUCAGAGUUCAGCCUGGCCUCAGAUGGGAGCAUCUCCCAGUCUUUCACCAUGAAGGGUUCAGCAAGCCAGGAUGACUUCAAGUUCAAGGGAGAGCCCAAGCUUUCGGGGCAGAUGAAGGCAGUGUCAGCUGAGUGUCUGGGACCCACGCUGGACGUCUCCACCAAGAACAUCACCAAGUCCUUGGCAUCCCUCAUGGAGAUCAAAGAGGACGGGAUCGGCUUCUCCAUCCGGGACCCCUAUUACAAGGAGAAGGUGUCGCGCACCAUCAGCCUGCCCACGCGAGGAAGCACCUUUCCCAGGCAGUCCCGGGGCUCGGACACUUCGCCUCUGACAAGGCGGAAAUCCUAUGACCGUGGGCAACCUGCCAGGCCUGCAGACAUUGGCUUCACACCACCCUCAUCCCCACCCACCCGUCCGCGCAACGACCGCAACGUCUUCUCCCGUCUCACAAGCACCCAGAGCCAGGGAUCUGCCUUGGACAAGUCUGAUGACAGCGAUUCCUCUGUCUCGGAGGUGCUGAGGGGCAUCAUUAACCCCGUGGGUGGAACCAAGAAUGCCCGGACAGCCCCGCUGCAGUGUGUCUCGGUGGCAGAGGGACACACCAAGCCUGUGCUCUGCCUGGAUGCCACCGAUGAGCUGCUCUUCACCGGCUCCAAAGACCGGAGCUGCAAAAUGUGGAACCUGGUGACAGGCCAGGAAAUCGCUUCUCUCAAGGGCCACCCAAACAAUGUGGUUUCCAUCAAGUACUGCAGCCACACGGGGCUGGUGUUCACCGUGUCCACGUCGUACAUCAAGGUGUGGGACAUCCGCGACUCCGCCCGCUGCAUCCGCACCCUCACGUCUUCUGGCCAGGUGAUCUCUGGGGACGCGUGUGCCGGGACCAGCAGCCGCACCGUCGCCAGCGUGCAGGGGGAGCACCAGAUCAACCAGAUCGCGCUCAACCCGGGCGGCACCGCGCUCUACGCGGCCGCCGGCAACGCCGUCCGCGUCUGGGAGCUGAGCAGGCUGCAGCCCGUGGGAAAGCUGAGUGGCCACAUCGGGCCUGUGAUGUGCCUCACGGUGAACCAGACGGCGAGCAACCACGACCUGGUGGUCACAGGCUCCAAGGAUCACUACGUCAAGGUGUUUGAGAUCACGGAGGGCAUGGCGGGCAAUAUUGGCCCCACUCACAACUUCGAGCCCCCUCACUACGAUGGCAUCGAGUGCCUGGCCAUCCAGGGAGAUGUCCUCUUCAGCGGCUCCAGGGACAACGGCAUAAAGAAGUGGGAUCUGGAGCAGCAGGAACUUAUCCAGCAAAUCCCCAAUGCCCACAAAGACUGGGUCUGUGCCCUGGCCUUCAUCCCCGGCCGCCCCAUGGUGCUGAGCGCCUGCCGAGGAGGCGUCAUCAAAGUGUGGAACGUGGACACCUUCACCCCAGUCGGGGAGAUCAAGGGGCACGACAGCCCCAUCAAUGCCAUCUGCACCAACUCCAAGCACAUCUUCACUGCCUCCAGCGACUUGACAGUGAAGCUCUGGAGUGGGAGGAGGUUGCCUGCGGGGUCAAACUAGGAACUGCAGAAAGACUGGAAGGCGUGGGGCAGGGUGAAGGUCAGGGUACCUCCCCCUGCUGUCAGGACUCAGUCACCCACAGGAGCUCAGCCCAGGACAGGGAUUUCUUUGUGCCUGACCCAACGGGGUGGACAAUGCUGCAUCUGGUACUUCGAGCACUGUCAGCUCCCGUGAGGAAGCAGCUCCACCUGCCCUCCUGCUGAGGUUUCUCGGUGGUUCUCCAGUGAACAGGAAAUGUUUCAUCUCUCCUCUCACCCAUCCUGCUGUAAGGACUUUGGGGGUCAGAGAUCCCUGACUCCUCAGAGACACCCAGUUCCCUCCUGCCACUGUGGGCCCACGUGGCCUCUGCUGUGCUGUGCUGCUCCCGGGCUGGUUCCUGCAGGAGUCUUCUCCACUCCACGAGGACAUUUGGUGUCUGCUGGCCAGGACCACAACACAGAGGGUGCUUCUCUGGAGCCGUUACUUGUGAGACACCUCUGCUGUGGGGACUGCAGAAGGAUUUCCUGGUACUCCCAGCCUCCCCUUUCCUGUGUGGACGUGUCCCCAGUGGUUGGAGAGGUGCACUCUGAGCUCCUUUGCCAUGUCCCAUCUCGUGAGGCACAGCAGCCUGGGAAGAUCUCCAUUGGGCAACUUCCAGACAGACCUGCUGCAGUUCCCUUUGGCAUUCUCCAAACCCCAGUUGUAAACUCAACUGCCCCAUGGCUCUGGGCUCUUCCCCACAUGCCCAGCUCUGCUCUGGACAUCGUGACCCCCAUCAGGGCUUUGUGCUGGGCUCCUGCAGCGAGUUAACCCCCUUGGGACGGAGAAAUGAAGCAAGAAUGGAAGUCACAGGGCAAAAGAACCAAGGCUGGAUUUGUCACCCCACUGCUGUGGCUCUGUCUGUCCUUCCCUUAGGUUCUGUCCUCAGACCUCUGCCUGGACUGGAGCUUGCUUAGGCUGAGCCUGCUGGGCUGCAUGGAUGCAAGGCUGGAGAGGAGCCAGCAAGGCACGGAGCAGCCAGAGCCCACUGUGGCAGGAGCAGAGGGGGAGGGGGUUGCACACUCUGACCUCGCACAAGUCCCCUGACUCCCCCUGUGCUCGAAGGACAAUCCUGCAGUGGAUGAUCUUGCACAAUCUCAUCUCCUUGAGGGUCUGGGGGCUCCACCCAGGAGUCUCCCCAAGGACGCACAUUCUGCAGGCUCUUUCCUCUGCCUCUCCUGUUCAAGGGGGGCUGGUAAGGCCCUGGUCUCACACUGGAGCUUCCCUCCAUCUCUCCUUUGGCCCAUUGGACCAUCCCCUGCUCUGUCCUGCCCUGGGCCACCCAGGGUUCUUGUGGAAUGGCCGAGGAGACCCCAGGAUGGGUGUUCCUGCCUCGCACACUCUCCUUUCCCCUUUGUCAAAGAAGAAGCAGCACUUGAACUCAAAUGUAAGGAUUUCUCCGUGUGAUCCCACCAGCACUGAACUGGGAUCUUGGAGGCCAGGGGCUCCAGGACCUGCCCCAUAAAGCACAGACCACUUCCCCUCUGCUCUCUCCAACCACGGUGACACCUUGACCUGCCCCAGGUCAUCUGCCACCAGCCCUUGCUCCAAGCAUUCUGGAUGGAGUGAGGGGAUUCCUCUGCAUCAAGAAAGACAGGAGUAUCUCUAUUGAUUUGGUGGGGGAAGGGGGGGUUUGCCU